CCUGAUUAGAUUACUCUUACCUACUUUUAGCUUUCUUUGAAUCUAAUGAAAUCACCCCCUCGAAGGGACUGCCUCGAUUCUCACCGCAGCUCAGCAAUACUCGAGCUAUACGGAUCAGAUCAUGGCACUGCAGGAGGGCACCCGUCGACGGCUUCGUUCCAACCACGCCUGCACUAACUGCCGGAGGAAAAAGACACGGUGUCCAGGCGAGAAACCGGUCUGCUCGUGCUGCCUCCGGCUCAAGCAGCAGUGCUCAUACGCCGCUGCUGGGGGCUCUACGAGUAGCCCUAAUAAAGACCGCCUGGCGGAGCUUGAGGCGAAAGUCAACCAGAUAUUACGGGGGGCUACGCACGACGCCUCCGCCGCCUAUCGGCCGACCAGCGCUGAAGAAUCCUCCCGGUCAGCACCGACCACGGCAUCCCAGCCCGAGCGACCGCGACAAGGAGAAGACGGGCCGGAGAUGCCGACCGCCCUCUCGCACGGCGACGGCGCCUAUCGCUCGGAUCCUGCUUUCCCCUCUGUUCUUGGGCUGGAGGACGGCAGCCCGCCGGCUUCUUCCCUGCUUGUCGCCCACGCCAUCGAUCUGUACCUGGAAUGCUGCCAUCGACAGCCGGUGUGGUGCUUGAAUGUCACAGAGCUUGGGAAUAUCGAGUCGCACCCGGAAGAGCUGAUCUGCAGCAUUCUGGCCUUGACACUACGGUUCGCACGGGAUCCGGAGCACGGGCAGCGGUAUGCGGAUAAUGCGAAAAGCCUGGUCAUGCUGCGCAUUGCGAAUGGGUCGGUCGAGCUGGCGACGAUUGAGAGUUUGUGUUUGCUGGCAUACUCGUCGUUUAUAGAUGGACACUGGCAGCAGGGACGGUUCUACCUGGGUCUCGGCCUCCAGCUCUGUCGAGCAGCCAUGUUGGACACCGAGGCCGCAUAUACGCCCGAGGACCGACAGUCGGAGCGGAAGAAGCGACUCUUCUGGAGCCUGCAGUUACUGGAGCAGGCUUACGGCCGACAGUCCGGCCUCCUCAGCAUCCCCACCACCACCUGGCGACCGCGCUACCUGUCCAGCAGCGGACGCAGAGAAUCGGACCGAGACCCCUCCUCCACGCCCCCGCCCAUCCCCAGAGACACAGUCGGCUGUUCCUCGCCCGAUGACACGGGCAUCUGGAGCAUGUCCAUCCACUUCGGCUGGGUCUGGAGCCAGGUCCGUGCCUACGUCUCCGACUGCGCCAACAGCCGCCUGAUCGAACCGUGGCGCCACGAGUCCAUGUACUCGGUCGUGCUGUCCAAUCUGACGGAAAUCGAGAAUAGCACCCCGCUCUGCCACCGCUACGAGCGAGUCCAGUUCUACCGACGCACCGCCGCCGAGAUCGCCGCGAACCGGGCGUACUGGGCCCCCUGGGUGAAGUUGCAAUUCAUGUACCAUGCCAUGCUCACCGUGCUCAACCAUCCGUUUCUGUACAUCAUCGCCUCGCAGCAUAACCCCAAUCUCGCCAUCCCCAACAGCUUCUGGCGGCGAUCGUCGGAGCUGGCCCUGCUGCACGCCACGUGGAUCGUGCGACUCAUCGACAUGGUCUCGGAGAAACAGGUCCGUCUCACCGACCCGUUCUUCGGCCAUGUUGCGGCCAUCGCAGCCAGCGUGCAGCUCUACUACUGCUGUGCGGACGAUCCGCGUCUCAAGCACAAGUCCCGCGCCGACCUGUCGAAAUGCAGAGACUUUCUGCAAUCCUUUGCCUCGUUCUCCCGCGCGUGCGAUAUCUUGACACAAAAAGUCGACGACCUCACCCGCAUCGCCUCCGGAGGCACCGAGAAUGUCGACCUGGACGACUGGGUGCCGUCGCAAAUCCACCUCAACAUCCCCCUCAUGUGGGACAUCCUGCAAUUCAACGUCACCGGCAGCGACAACCACCACCACCACCAGCCUGCAGGCGGGAGCCUCCUCCACUCCUCCCUCUGCCCACCCUCCACCGCCACCGCCGCCUGCCCCGUCUCCAACCUGGAGAUCAUCGUCACCGCCUCCCCGGAGGUCACCGUGAACACGACCGACGGGGGCCAGGCGGCGCCCGCGAUGUCGCUCUGCUGCCGCCCGCCGAAUGCGAGUCCGAGUCCGAGCCCCACGGCGGCGACCGCGGAGUCGCUGCGGAAUACCUCGUUGCGCGAUGCGGUGGUGGCGCCCGUUGACAGCCUGAUGCUGAAUACCCCGUGGCUGUGGACGGACCUGGCGCCUGCCGGGGGGCAAUUGGGCGGCGGUGGGAGUGCGAAUCUGGAGGAGGAGAUAGAGUAUCCGAAUGCGCUCGCGGUCGGUGAGGUCGAGGGGUCUGCGUGGUGGAACACGGGGGAUCUAUAACCGGUUUAUAGUACGAUGAGAACUCACUUGAAGGUAUCAUCCACGCGCAUACGAUAUAC
This is a messenger RNA of Aspergillus saccharolyticus JOP 1030-1, 2394 nucleotides long. Its product is annotated as putative C6 transcription factor. NCBI's taxonomy places the organism in Eukaryota, Fungi, Ascomycota, Eurotiomycetes, Eurotiales, Aspergillaceae. Gene Ontology annotation, biological process: regulation of DNA-templated transcription. Gene Ontology annotation, cellular component: nucleus. Gene Ontology annotation, molecular function: DNA-binding transcription factor activity, RNA polymerase II-specific; zinc ion binding. The record is from RefSeq and is a predicted model, not a curated record. The transcript is spliced from 5 exons. Bases 122 to 2335 code for a protein of 737 amino acids.